AAUCCGCAUUAAACAAGACCACGCGCUUAUCCUUGGCAUUUAAAGACAAUGUUUCAAUAGAGAUGGCCAAACUUUCACGACGCGCUCCGUCGUCUGCAGCAACGCCAUCAACAGCAACAGCAACAGCAUCAACAACAACAACAACAACAACAACUAGCACGGCAACUCCUCCAGCAGCACGAGCAACUGCUAGUCAUGCUCGAGGCUCCGCUCAAGCAGAACCACUGCAACGCAUCACCCGUGCAUCUAACCCAAAGAGCCCCCAAGUGGCCACCCUCGUUGAUCCCGAUGCCAAUGGCAUUCUGCAUGAGCCGUCGUCUGCAUCACCGGCACCGCCGGCGUACCCCAAUCACAACAGCAACACUGCCGCCGCUGCCACUUCUCCCGCACCUGUAUAUGCACACGCACCCAAUUCCGUCACGGCCACGCCCUAUAUGCCACUGUUGCCGCCCGGCGAGCUCAAUCUGACCGAAGCGGAAACUGCAGCCGAACGUGCACGCAUCCGUGCAGAAUUCUUUGCGACGUAUGACGUGAUGACAGGUGUACGCAUCGCCGCCACGCUGGGCGGCUUCUUUGGCCUGAUGGUGUUCCUCAUCGUGUGGAAAAGCCGCAGCAGCAGCAACGAAACACUCAAGGUGCUCAAGGAUCCCAAAAUGGCGGCGGUGGCCGCUGUUUGCAUGCAGGAGGAGGAGGAGCGUGAAUUGCAGGAGGCCAUUGUAGCGACGGGCAUGUCCAUCUAUCCGGAUGAGUACGAUGCACUGGUCUAUCGACGUCAGCGCAUGCUCUCCCUGGGCAAUGUGAGCGCUCCGCCGCUACUCAAUCGCGGCUAUCGCUGCGCAUCUGUAGGUGGCGUUGGCGUGCCUGGGCCGGUGGGAUAUAAUUAUUUAUUGGAGCCGCCACGCCGUUUUUCCUACUCGGCCAUGUCCGCUGGAGGUGGAGGUGCUCCCCAUGGCUCGCACGGGAGACGAAAAAGCGGUUCCGAGUCCUCGCGCAUCUUCAGCAAUUAUCCCAUGGGCGGCAGCUUUGGCACUGACGAUUACUUUAUAGAAACGGAGGACGAACUGGAAAACGAUGAGUAUAUGCAGCGUGGUGCGCAGGACGAACCGGAGCAGCUGCACCAGCGCACAGAUUCCACACGCAGCAAACAGGGGUUUCUGUCCGUGCCGAUGGCGGGCCACGACUCGCGUCGCAGUAGCGCGAUGACCUGCUGCAGCACGGAUAGCUCCUACCUGGAACGUCGCACUUCCGCCUAUACGCUGGGCAUGAGCAAUCUGCCACCGACGCUGCAGCGUAAGUUGUCGACGGCAUCGCGCACAUCGAGCAUUGAGAACUGGGACUAUUAUUAUCCGGACAUACAGGUGAUACAGCCGACGCCAAAGGCCUCGCCGUGUCCAUCCGAGCGUAGCGUACAUGAGCCCACGGUGAAGAGCUCGACAGUUGGCCUAGGCGCGCCCAAUAUUAAGCGCAAGCACAGCAUCGUUUCGUAUGAUCCGGAGAGCGCACAGGCCGGACGCAAGCAGCAGAUACACUCAAUCAGCGCGGACACCGUGGAUGUGUAUCCCUACAAUCAAAGCGCACUCACGGAAGCCAUCGAUUUGGGACUGCCUCUGGCCAAGCCACUGCAAUCAGCACCGCCCACCAGCCAUCACCAGCAGGCCUUUCAUUUCUGCGACUCGCCGUCGGAGGAGCUGCGUCUGGGCGUACGUCGCAAACUGACGCUGGUCGAGCUGCAGCGGAAUGUGGAGAGCAACAACAACAGCUAUCCCUACACAGCGAAUGCAGCUGUGCCGGCCCCGGCAACGGCCACCUCCAGCAGCAUCAGCGUGGACAGCACACCCGUUAGCUUGGACCGGUUGAAUGGCACCGCCAGCGGCAGCGCCAGCCUGGGCACCAUUUCGGCCAAGGUGCUGCAAAACGCGCAGGUGACCGAUGGCAAGAGGGCGCCGCUUGCUUCAUUAAGUUCCUUUAAGAUCUCCUCGCUGGAAUGCCCAGACUCGGAGCUGCGCUCAUUGGACGAGGACUCCGUGUUCGGGCUGGAGGAGAGCGCCGCCGACACAGACGACGACAUGCAGCAGCUGAGCAGCGACAGUGAGGAGCAGAAUCUGGCACUGGCCGCUGGGCAGACGGCCCAACCGCUCAAUCCCCUUCCACAGCCGGCCGUGGUGCUGCCCAUCAAGCGAUUAAGUCUGAGCGGUAUGCCCGCGAUGGGUGGCGCACGGCCAAGGCGUCCACUUUUACAGCGUCAUCGCACCAUUGGCGCUUCCUAUAGCGAUCGUGGUGCUCUGGGUGUGCACGUGCAGCCUGUGCCGCCGCCGCUUGAAACGCAUUUCGGGCCUGUGGUCUGCAGUCCGCCGCAGCGACGGGCGCAGCUGCUGCAGCAGCACAGCGAUCCGCAGACGACAACGACAACAACAACGACAACCACCACAACAACCGAGGAGGACACAUGCUCCACGCUCAACACCGAGCUGGGCAUGCUGGAAGUUGGGGCUGCAGCGGGCACGAGUCCCUCUAGCGGAGCUGGUGGUGGUGAAUCGGCGACCCAAACGCAGUACAGCAGUCUCAAUACAGUCAUCAGUGUGGGUCACUCCAGUCCAAGUCCACAGAUGGACAAUAAUUACGUGUGUUCCACAAAUGCUGCCGCUGGCCAGGCUCAGGCGCAAGCGCAGGCAGCGGGAGCAGCAACAGUUCCACAGCAUCUAGCACAACUGCCAUCCAACAGUAGACUGGGCCACGAUCCGUGCGCCUCUUCCAUAUCGGACUCAGUGAUAGCCACCAGGCCGCAAACCAUAUGCAUGCCCGCCUCCUUGAAGGAGCUCAUCCUGCGCGGCGGAGGCGCCAGCAAAAGUGCCCACAAUUUGAAUCAGCACAGCAGCGAGACGACAGCGACGCCAGCUGUUAUGCUAGAGCUGCCACUCAUCAGGCUGCCGAACGACGAGGACGAGGAUGACGACGACGAUGACAAUGAUGUCGAGGACUUGGAGCACAAUGAUGGGCUGAGUGUGGAGGAGCGGGACCCCAGCCUGCCCGGCACAACGAGAAAAUGGUCAAAGGAGACGCUGUUCUAGCCCAGUUUGUGGCCGCUGCUGCAAUGCAUGCAGUUCCCAACAAGAGCUUAACAACUGACUUUUAGGGUAGUCAGCCCGCUAGCUAGCAGGGCUGCCACCCCUUCAAUUUGCUAGCCAAGCGGACUACGUAACGUAUUUUGUUUGCAUAGAAAAAAGAAAAAAGAGAGCUAUAGCAAAAUGAAAUUCAAAAUUAGAGAAAAUUAAAGAAUAAAAAUAAAAAAUUAAGAAUUAAAAGCAAAAGAGCAACAACGUAUUCGUACUUAGAGACUGUUGUCUAUUAUUGUUAAUAGAACUCUAAAAGUUAAGUAGUGAUACUCGGAUUUAUUUUUCACACUAUCUAUAACAAGAUCCAUCUAUAUAUAGCGAACGUUUAUACAUAUACACGUAUAUAUAUACUAUUUCUAUAUAGUACUCGUAGUUUGCCAGCAGCCAGUAUUCCUCACUUUAUUUCUAAAAUGGAAACCAAAAUCAUUAUUCUACUAGUGUCUUAAACAGCAGCCAGCAAAAAUACAAUUACAAAGGAAUCAUAAUAAUAUUAAUAAAUACUUGAAGUAUUGUAAAUUAGAAUUUUAUAUAGAUCGUGCACAGAGAAGAACUUUGCAAACUUUAAAAACAAACUGAUGUACACUGACAGAAACAAGCCUAAACAAUAUAUAUAUAUAUUCAUAUAUAUAGAAUAAAUAUAGAUGAGAACUUAAAGACCUCGGUAAGCGUUAGUCGAACUAUAGCUGUUGCCUACUUUUCAAAUGUGUUUUGUUUGUAUCUACGACGCUGACUCUCCUAGCAUUUCCCCAAACUUUUUCUGGUGACUAAUUCGAAAACAAAUUGUUGAAACAAAACUUAAUAUUAUCAAAAAGAAAAACAAAAAUUAGUUGUUGUCAAAAGCGAAUAUAAGCAAAAAGAAAAUAUAGUGUUACUUAAACAUACAAAAUAUGUUUAACUAGUAUGAACAAUUUCCUAACUCAUCCCACCUACGCAUCUCUAUUUUUCUAUGAAAAUGCAUUUGCUCCACAAGUGAGAACAAGUUAUAGCAAAAUAAUUUGUAUUUUUCAAAGCUAACGGAAAAAUACAAAGUUGAAAUCAAAAUACAGAAAUAAUUAUAAACAAUAUAUAUACAUAUACAUAUAUGUAUACAUACAUGUGUAGUAAUGAGAUAUAUACUAGAGCUGCAUUUGGGUGGAGGUAUUCAACGAAAAAAACCUAUUUAGAGACUUUCUCACAUGCCUGAGCCUAAUUUGUACCUAUAUCCUAUUGCAUAAGUGUGUAAAUCAAGCCCUAUCUAAAGCAGAUAUUUUUGAAUACUAAUAAGUAUUUUGUACGAACUCAAACAGGCGCCUAGGAAAUGGAAAUAUAUCAAAAAAGUAAAUCAACCAUAUAUAUGUAUAUAAAUAUAUAUAUAUAUUGACUUACAUAUACAUAUUUAAUUGUUGGUUAUAUGCUGAAGUACGGAAUAAAUUAACAAAAAAAAAAAAAAACAAGUCAAUGAAAAUUCAAGAAACGAUCGUAGCGUUAAAUUUGUUUCAAAUAAGCAAAUUAAAAUAUAUAUUAAUACUUAGCUAAAAGAAAAUGUAAGGAAAAUUAAUAAGCAUAACUAUGAUGAAUAAGUAAAAGAAAAUAAUAAUAAUAAUAUAUAACUAAAGAGUAGCAGAACCAAUUGUUAAAUUAAGCUUAUUAAAACAUAAGAUCCAAAAAAUAUAAAAACAAAAACCGAGCUGUUGUAUUAAAUGAACAAUAAUAAAUGGGUAAAUCCAAAAAAUGUAUUGGAAAAUGGUUCAGCAAAUUUAUAAAAAAACAAAAAAUAAGAAAACUCUAGAAAAUACAAUUUACAAUUUACAAAUUUUAUUUGUAGUUUUCUAUAUCUCUGAAACAGCUUUCUUUGCUUUUAUACUUUUGUACUAAUACAAAUUUCUUAUAAGUAUUCCAAACUUCUGAUUUCCAUGAAUCGUGUACCUUUAGCUACGUUUCAAUUACAAUUGGUAAAAAACAAAAAUAAAUAAUAAAAGGUGACUUAAGGCAUGACAAAAAGCAAUCGAAAAAUUAUACUAUUAAAUACAGUUAUGAAGCCAAAGAGCUAUUUAAACAAAACUUAGUUAAAUGUUAUAAAUAUAAAACAAAAGAAAACAGAAAAUUGAUGUAAAUGUUAGCGAUAUUAUUGAGAAAUGUGACAAAAACAAAAAA
This is a messenger RNA of Drosophila navojoa, 5246 nucleotides long. RefSeq lists its product as uncharacterized. Lineage: Eukaryota; Metazoa; Arthropoda; Insecta; Diptera; Drosophilidae. The record is from RefSeq and is a predicted model, not a curated record.